CAUAACUACUUGCCACAGUCACACGUUUCAGUCCUAAGUGACAGUAAUAUUAGCAACCCUCUUAAGAUAUUCACAAUGCCUGAUUUUAAAUAAGUGUGUUUAUGUAGUGUGUUGUUACAGUUCAUCGCAGGACAGUUUUUUUGUUUUUCUAAUUCUGUCUUCUUGUUCAUCUAUCAGCUUGUUAAUUAAAAAGUAUCAUAUGGUUUAAUAUACUGUCUCACCAGUUUCAUUGUAAUAUUAAAAGGCAUGCACAAUGAAAUGUAUGACAGCCAAUGUUUGCUACUUCAUGAGCUCAGAAUGUAAUUAAGGAUAAAUUCAUAUCAAAUACAAUAUCUGCUUGGUUUUAUAGGGCCAAAACACAUUUUCACGAUACUUUCAACAAAGACAUCAUCCUCCUUCCAAGGCCAUCAAGCUGCGUCGUCGUCAAGCAUCGCACAAAGCAGCAGUUACAUGAACAUGGACAUAUAUUGAAUGGAUUUGAAUUCCAGAAAUCCUGGGAUCAGAAGACUGUCAUUGAACAAAUAAGGGAUGCCUUUGGAGAGAAAAUCCCUGUUGAUGUGAGCAUAGAUUUUCUGAUGGCAUGUGGCAACAGACUGAUUUCGCCCAAACUCCGUGCUGGACAGGAGCUGGAUGCAGUUCUCAUCCUUAAAAUAUAUAAAUCGAAAGCUCUUUACAUCAGACCAUCAAAGCCAAUUUUGGAUGAUAUUACAGGCUACAGCGGUGAAGACAACAAUGGUGAGGAAGACACUGGUCCAGCAAGACAGCUGCGCUCAUCACUAAGACAAGAUCGAUACUCACAUGCAUCUUCAGACAGUUUCACCAGUCCAGCGACUGCCUCCCCAAACUGUACGUCUGCAACUGAAACUUUUUCUAAUGAAACGCCUGUCUUCACCUACCAAAGCAGUAUGUCCCUCAACCGCAGCAACACUUCAGCAAGCAGUUCUUCUAGUCAAUUGCCAGUAAGCGCACUGGAAAGCUGCCCUUCCACCAGUCAGCCUUCUACCUUAUCAUCAACUUCAGAUGAUCCAAGCUCACACUACCAAAGCAGCACUCCAGCAAGUCAUUGUUCUGCAUUACCCUCUACCUCAACUCAUGAUCAAUCGUCAAACUAUGACAACUAUGUGUCAGUAAUGGCUGCACUGUCUGACAUGUCUUCAGAUGAUGAAGAAUUGUACCAGGCUAUCCUAGCAAGCCUGCAGAGUGAAAGAAUGACCACAGAAUCUUCGGUGCCAGUGAGAGAUAUUUUGCAAGAUCUUUCAACAAAAAUAAACCAUCAGAAGAAAUGCAAGUUCAACAUCAACCGAUCCACAGUCCUGGAUGGAGCCAUUAGAGGUUUUAAAAGAGGGACAUACGAUCCAUGCCACACUAUUUCAGUCAGGUUUUCUGAUGAUAUGGGAGUCCCUGAGGAAGCUGUGGACUUGGGUGGACCAAGAAGAGAAUUUCUAAGACUUCUAAUGGAAGCUUUACCCCACUCUCCAAUGUUUGAGGGAGAAGAAGGCAAAAUGAACUUGGCCCUUGACAGUACUGCCAUGAGAGAGGACAGGUACUUCAUUGCAGGCAGAGCCAUUGCCGUAAGCCUGGUACACGGCGGUCCUCCAGCAGGCUUCCUGUCUCCAACUCUCUUCUCUUGACUUGUUGAUGGCCCAGAAUUGGCUAAACCAGUUUUGAAAGAUGUUGCAAAUAACGACCUGCGUGAAAAAAUUAAAAGGGUCACAGAGUGUAAAUCAUUUGAAGAUCUGCUAGCAACAACAGAACCACUUGAGGAGUACUUGGCUAAUGCUGGCUGCCUGAGGCCACUGCGAAGGCUGGAAGACAAGAAUCUGCUUGUAGAUGACAUCUUGAUGUUCCAAGUGAUACACAGAGUCCGUGGUCCUUUUGAGAGAUUUCGAGAUGGACUAAGAACGCUUGGUGUGCUGGACAAAAUCCAAGCUCAUCCAGAGAGUUUUUACCCCCUGCUAUGCUGGUCUCCCACAACCCUCACAGCUGAUGUGGUGGACAGCCUCUUCACCAUCCGCCUAUCUCCAGUUGGCAGCAAUAGGAGGCGUGCUGAAGAGGUUGUUGUUCCUUUCUGGAGAGACUACCUAACAGAUGCAGAAGAUCAAGAAGGAACACAGAAGCUGGGCACAAUUCUUGCCUUUGCCACUGGAGCCAAUAUUGUUCCUCCAGUUGGCUUCUCUCCACAACCUUCCAUUGAAUUUCUUCACCAAGAGUAUGAUGCAGGGACCACCUCCAAACUGCCCAUUGCAAACACCUGCAUCAAUUGCUUGAAGUUACCACUGCACACCUCUUACAAGGACUUUGAGGAAAACAUGGACUUUGCAUUGGGUAAUACCCAUGGAUUCGGCAUGGCUUAAUUUGUAUCUGGGUCGUCUCCUCAGCAUUCUGUAUUCCUACUCAAAUACAUAAAUGUGAGUCAGCACUCAAAAAAUCCCAAGACAGUUUUUGACACAUGCUUUUGUUUUGGAUAUCAUUCCACACAGUGUUUUGAUACAAAAAAGGAUAAAAAAUACACAUUGGUUGCAUCUUUGUUAAAACAA
Messenger RNA from Epinephelus fuscoguttatus (brown-marbled grouper), 2537 nucleotides. RefSeq names its product G2/M phase-specific E3 ubiquitin-protein ligase-like. Gene Ontology annotation, molecular function: ubiquitin-protein transferase activity. The transcript has 8 exons. The record is from RefSeq and is a predicted model, not a curated record. Lineage: Eukaryota; Metazoa; Chordata; Actinopteri; Perciformes; Serranidae. The coding region runs from base 576 to 1631 and encodes 351 amino acids.